Molecule: messenger RNA, 258 nt
Organism: Knipowitschia caucasica
Lineage: Eukaryota; Metazoa; Chordata; Actinopteri; Gobiiformes; Gobiidae
Source: the annotation of a GenBank genome assembly
AUGGGGGGGGUGGAGGGGUUAAGAGGGGGGGGGGUGGGGGGGGGGGGGGGGGGGGGUGGGGGGGGUGGGGGGGGGGGGGGGGGGGGGGGGGGGGGGGGGAGGGGAGGGGGGGGGGGGGGGGGGGGGGGAUGGGAUAAUUCGGGGGGGGGGGGGAGUGGGGGGCGGGGGGGGAGAACGUAUUUGCGCGAAACUUCCAAACGGGGGGGGGGGGGGACCUCGGCGGAAAAACUUGUUGCUUGCGCGCGCUUGGGUCGAUAG